Messenger RNA from Rhincodon typus (whale shark), 3195 nucleotides. It is a transcript of the gene rhot1b, whose product is annotated as ras homolog family member T1. Gene Ontology annotation, biological process: mitochondrion organization; mitochondrion transport along microtubule; regulation of mitochondrion organization. Gene Ontology annotation, cellular component: mitochondrial outer membrane. Gene Ontology annotation, molecular function: calcium ion binding; GTPase activity; GTP binding. The coding region runs from base 300 to 2099 and encodes 599 amino acids. NCBI's taxonomy places the organism in Eukaryota, Metazoa, Chordata, Chondrichthyes, Orectolobiformes, Rhincodontidae. The record is from RefSeq and is a predicted model, not a curated record. The transcript is spliced from 20 exons.
GCGUGCAGAAGAAAUUACUAUUCCCGCAGAUGUCACUCCAGAGAAGGUUCCCACACACAUAGUAGACUAUUCAGAAGCAGAACAGACAGAGGAACAACUUCAUAAUGAAAUUUCAAAGACAUUCAGGGUAGCCACGGAAAGGGUUGACCCACUCAAGGAAAAAGGAGGGAAUCUAUGUGGAAGCAGAAGAGGCUAAUGUAAUCUGUAUAGUGUAUGCUGUAAAUAGCAAAAAUUCCAUUGACAAGGUAACAAGUCGAUGGAUUCCUCUAAUAAAUGACAGGACUGAUAAGGAUAGCAGAAUGCCCCUCAUACUGGUGGGAAAUAAAUCUGAUCUUGUAGAACAUAGUAGCAUGGAAGCUAUUCUUCCCAUAAUGAACCAGUACACUGAAAUAGAGACUUGUGUUGAGUGUUCAGCAAAGAACCUGAAGAACAUCUCUGAGCUAUUUUACUACGCACAGAAAGCUGUUCUGCACCCAACAGGUCCACUGUAUUGCCCAGAAGAGAAAGAGAUGAAGCCUGCCUGUAUCAAAGCCUUAACUCGUAUUUUUAAAAUAUCAGACCAGGAUAACGAUGGGAUUCUCAAUGAUGCAGAACUCAAUUUUUUCCAGAGAACCUGUUUUAACACCCCAUUGGCACCUCAAGCUCUGGAAGAUGUGAAGAAUGUAGUACGGAAGAACAUGAGUGAUGGUGUCGCCGAUAAUGGGCUAACGUUGAAAGGUUUUUUAUUUUUGCAUACAUUAUUUAUACAAAGAGGGAGACAUGAAACUACAUGGACAGUUUUACGUCGGUUUGGAUAUGAUGAUGACCUGGAGCUCACACAUGAAUAUCUGUUCCCGAUGUUAAAAAUUCCUCCAGACUGUACAACUGAACUGAACCAUCAUGCAUACUUAUUCUUACAAAGUAUUUUUGAUAAACACGAUUUGGAUCGGGAUUGUGCAUUGUCACCUGAUGAACUAAAAGACUUAUUCAAAGUAUUUCCUUACAUACCUUGGGGUCCUGAUGUCAACAACACUGUUUGUACCAAUGACAAGGGAUGGGUCACUUAUCAGGGUUAUAUUUGUCAAUGGACGCUGACCACGUACCUUGAUGUUCAGCGGUGUUUAGAAUAUUUAGGUUACCUAGGAUACUCCAUUCUAAGGGAACAGGAGUCUCAGGCAGCUGCUGUCACUGUAACAAGAGAUAAAAAACUAGAUCUGCAGAAAAAACAAACACAAAGGAAUGUGUUUCAGUGUAAUCUUAUUGGCAUGAAAAACUGUGGCAAAACUGGAAUUCUCCAAGGCUUCCUCGGCCGAAACUUAGCGAAACAAAGAGAGAUAAAAGAGGAACACAAGUCGCUUUACGCCAUAAACACAACCUAUGUGUAUGGGCAAGAAAAAUAUUUACUGCUACAUGAAGUUUUGUCUGACUCUGAAUUUAUUACUGCCUCUGAUACCAUUUGUGAUGUUGUUUGCUUGGUAUACGAUGUCAGCAAUCCCAAAUCAUUUGAUUAUUGUACAAGGAUCUUCAAGCAACAUUUCAUUGAUAGCAAAACACCAUGUAUUGUUGUAGCUGCAAAGUCUGACCUGCAUGAAGCUAAACAGGAUCACAGCAUUUCUCCCAUUGACUUCUGCAACAAACACAAAAUGCCACCGCCUCAAAGUUAUACUUGCAACAGUGUUGGCACACCAAGCAAAGACUUCUUUGUCAAAGUGACUACCAUAGCCAUGUAUCCCCAUGCCCGGUUACGCUGUUUAUGCACCUGCAACAGGUGUACAUUUUGCAUCUGUCAGAACUUCCUCAACUCAGACUUGCUGCAAUCUGUAAAGACCAAAUUCUUCACUGCAGUUCUUAACAGGUUAAAAGACCGAGUAGACGAGGUGGGUGCUAUGCUGUUGGCGAAUGAUGAAGGCAGUCUCGUUCAUCAAGUACACGCCGUGAGCUUUGUUGAAGAUUCUAUCUUCAUGGAGUCUUCUGGUGCUCGCAGUUUACAGAAUGAAGACAGACACAUAGCACAGGCUGACCUGAAGACCUCCACCUUCUGGCUUCGAGCAAGUCUUGGAGCUACAGUGUUUGCUGUCCUAGGAUUUGCUGUGUACAAAGCAUUACUGAAGCAACGGUGAUCAGAAUGGGUGUAUCAUUCGUUCAUAAUUUGUUUUAUACACAGUUUCAAGAGGCUGCAAUCAAUAUUGUGUUUUUAUUUUAAUAUGCAAACAUAUUUCUUCAACGGGUAGCGUGCAAGAGAACAAAGAUCUUUAAAGGUCAAGCUGGUUAGUAGCCCCUAUGUCAUCUGAAAGGACAAUGCAGAUCUGUAAUGACUCUAAUGCAAUUCCAGAACUUGUUUCUGUCUGCCAUAGGUACCGGUAGUGUUAUCUGUAGAAGUUCUGUAAAGCGAGAAGCUGCCAACGUCAGAUACCCAAAAGGGACAUAAUUAUGUAAAUAGUGUAAAUAUUUGCACAAUCAGCAGAAUGACAUUGUUGCCCUGGGAUGCCUGAUACAGUUAUGAAACCUACUGUAGGUUUAUCGUGCAACAAGUUACCUGUUGGAAUGAUUGUUUCAUGUGGAUGUUUAGAAGUUUAUCCUCCGGUCAGACUUGCCUGGUAUUUAAAACAUUUGUAGGUGUUUAUUUAUUGUUUAAGUAAUAUUUUAAUCUUGAAAGAAGCAAAUCUACACAAACUGAAGUCACCAAGAGAUUUAUUUCUCAGGGUAUUGGAGUACACAGAAUAGCAAUCUUUUUUAAUCUCACAGUAUAAAAUUUCUAUAUGUAUCCAUAAACUAAUUGUGUAUCAGAAAACAUGGACAAUUUAUUAUUUGUCUCUUCCUUUCCACUACAGUCUUCUCCCAGCCCCCUGUAUAUUAUUUGUUUUUUCCAAGCCAGGCAAGAAGACAAAGGUUGUUUUAUUGCAGCCUUUGAAGGAUGCAAAUCUUCCAAAUCCCCGUGAUCUUUGCACUCAAAAGGAAAUAGAAUAAGAGACUUCUUUGUCCUAUACUCUGAACUAUGUUGCAAUGCAAAACAGUACAGUUUUGCUUUGUUAGUAUGUAGUAGUUGCAUGGUUCACAGUACAGUUAACUCUAAAAUAUUACAUCAAGCAUCCUUGCAAUUUUCUGUUACAAUGAAUUUACAUUUUUCCUGCAUUUUGAACCAAUAACUGUUGCAUCACAUUGUUUUUCAUCCUAACUUUUUCAAACAGUUUCAAUAAAUAUCUACAUGCUAUAUCA